Molecule: messenger RNA, 2094 nt
Organism: Mesorhabditis spiculigera
Lineage: Eukaryota; Metazoa; Nematoda; Chromadorea; Rhabditida; Rhabditidae
Source: the annotation of a GenBank genome assembly
AUGUCCUCGCCCGGAGCGAGUUUUCGGACCGUCUCCUCGCGGCAAUCAGCCAAUACAAAGGAAGUUCUUGAGGGGGAUGCGUUUAGCCCCUCGGAAUAUAUUCGACAACGGUUGCAUCACGUGAAAGAUGGGCAGGAAACUCGACAACUCAAAGCAUUGCGCACCGAGAUGUCGGCUGUCAACCAUGAAGCCCAGGAAUCGCUGAAAAAUAAUGUUUUCAAGGACUAUCACCAGUUCAUCGAUGCUAGCCGGGAAAUCUCACACCUGGAGCGCGAGAUCUACCAAAUCAGCUCGAUGCUUUCGGAGCAGAAGAAUUUAAUAGAAAAUCUUCUCGGUAUGGCCGGGGAUGAUCGGUCGUCUCUUCACACUGUUUCUUCCGCUACCACGGCUGCCCAUCAGAAUCCGGUUCAGCUUUUGAUGCAGCGAAUGGACGGGAUUGCGGGGAUUUUGAAUAGUUUUCGACCAUCCGAUCGAGUGAUUCUUUUCGGAGAAAUGUUCUUGCUGGAUGGUGAGACAAAGCAGCCGAUUCAAAAACAGAUGUUGAUUUUGCUGAAUGACCGAUUGCUGGUGGGGAAUCCAAACAGCGGGAAAUAUAGCCUCGAAUCUACAUUCUCUCUCAACGCUCUGGCCGCGGUGAAUGUGAAGGAUAGAGAAAGCCGUGGGAUGGCAUCCGCCGAUCAGCUUUUUAAACUCUUAAUCUUCCCCGAGCACAGGUAUUACCGCUGUGAAUCCUCUCGCGUGAAAAAGCAAUGGUUGGACGAAAUCGAGACGGCAAAGCGGGUGCUGUUGCAGGAGGGCAGCUUGCAGAGGCAAGCCACAAUCCGAGGCCGGCGUCAAUCGGUGCAAAAUAAGGCGGCCGAGCGGUCGACGAUGGGAAGGCCGCUAGCUGUGAUUGCCGAUGGGGUUGAGGAAGAGAAGGAGCCAUUAAACGAAGAAGAAACGGCGUGGCUUGAAGCCUUGCCGGCAGAAGUUGACGAUUGUAUUGCAAACAGGGAUAUAGAACAGGCGGUGGAUCUUGUAAUGCAGUGGAAAGAUUGUAACGCAAAGUUGACAGCAGUUGAUACUCAAAUGAUGCAGCGGGAGCAACAGAUUGUCACUCUGCUCUCCGAAGACAUUCGACGCCCAGGCGCUGUCCACGGCGGGCCUAGGGCCAUGCGAAAGGCCAUUUCCUUGUUGAAACAAUUAGAUCGAGGCACGUACGCCGUCGAUUUGUACCUACGGAGGAGAUCCACCUUGCAAAGAAAUGCAUGUCGUGAUGUGGCGGUUAGUGAGGAGCCUUUGAGCUAUGUUAAACAGUUAACCGGGCUUUUCACAACUGCCGUUUGCGACGUGGCCUCAGAAUUUCACACCCAAAGGGAACACUACUGCCAGGUGCUUCAAUGGUGCUCCAUCGAACUGGGAAUGCUGCUAUCACUUGUGCGCCGUCAUGUUGUUGAAGUCGCGCCAACGACCGCCGUUCUCGCGUACACUUGGCGGAUAUUGAUGCAGAACUGCUCCGAGUUGACGAGCAUGGGAUUGCAGUUGAAUUUUGAGGUAAACCGCCUUCUGGGCCCGGCGUUGAACGUGGCGUUGGAGACGAACUUUCAGAAUGUUGUGCAGGGGCUGAGGACGCGGAUGGCGGAGGAAAAGUGGCGCCCACUGGUGCUGGAUUCGGAAUCGGCGCUAAAUCGGCUGGUCGAAGAGCUGUCCGAUCUUGGAUUAUCAGUCGAAUGGGCCGUAGCCGGAAGAGCCGCGUUGAAUAUAUCACAGCACACGCUCCACUUUGCGCGCGUCUCCUACACGCUGGCCCGCGACUUGGAGAAGCUGAUUGGCUCUCCCUGUAAUGCUCAAUGCGACGAGUUCAUGCUCCAACUGUGGACGGAGUAUUUACAGCAUGUGGCAAAUGCUAAGACUCGAAAUGACUGUCACACCUAUAGCGCCUCAUUUGUCGUUACGCAGGUACUGUCACUAUGCGAGCACACCUACUGCGGCCAAGAAGAUGAUCUGUUGAAGCGACUUCUACGAGAUGAAUUCCCCUCUCUUUUGACGUAUAUAAAUGAGGACGAAACGGAAGCGGAUGGUGCAGGGGAGGACGAUGAAGAAGUUGCUCAUGUU